This is a messenger RNA of Hipposideros armiger (great roundleaf bat), 3383 nucleotides long. It is a transcript of the gene SKOR2, whose product is annotated as SKI family transcriptional corepressor 2. The coding region runs from base 360 to 3311 and encodes 983 amino acids. Gene Ontology annotation, biological process: negative regulation of transcription by RNA polymerase II; negative regulation of BMP signaling pathway. Gene Ontology annotation, cellular component: cytoplasm; transcription regulator complex; nucleus. The record is from RefSeq and is a predicted model, not a curated record. Gene Ontology annotation, molecular function: RNA polymerase II cis-regulatory region sequence-specific DNA binding; SMAD binding; DNA-binding transcription factor activity, RNA polymerase II-specific. The transcript is spliced from 9 exons. Lineage: Eukaryota; Metazoa; Chordata; Mammalia; Chiroptera; Hipposideridae.
GGUCCGACACGAGUUCAGAGACAGAGAAAGACGCUGUCAGACUGCGCUCCACCUGGGGCUCGCCUGUCGCGUGUUUCUGCGCGCCCACACUUUCUGCGGUCCAGGAGACGCCCCACCGCAAUUCAGGCUGUCAUUCUCCCCCGGCCCGGGUUCGAGCGCCAUUAGACCCAACGAGCACCAAGAUCUUCACGAAGAGCCCUUCGGAGUCCCGCCGGCUGGAUUCCAGGACCCGCUUGGAUGCUUCGCCUCCGAGCGCCCUUGGAAGAUGGGCCGGCAGCUACGCGCGUAAAGACACUGAGGGGUCACCAGUCUCCAAGGCAGACCCGGAGGGCUCGGCCCGGGCUUCCGCUGCGGAGGAGAUGGCUUCCAGUCCGCUGCCGGGGCCCAAUGACAUCCUGCUGGCAUCGCCGUCGAGCGCCUUCCAGCCCGACGCGCUGAGCCAGCCGCGGCCGGGCCACGCCAACCUCAAACCCAACCAGGUGGGCCAGGUGAUCCUCUAUGGCAUUCCCAUCGUAUCCUUGGUGAUCGACGGGCAGGAGCGCCUGUGCCUGGCGCAGAUCUCCAACACGCUCCUCAAGAACUUCAGCUACAACGAGAUCCACAACCGCCGCGUGGCGCUGGGCAUCACGUGCGUGCAGUGCACACCGGUGCAGCUGGAGAUCCUGCGGCGUGCCGGGGCCAUGCCCAUCUCGUCCCGCCGCUGCGGCAUGAUCACUAAACGUGAGGCCGAGCGCUUGUGCAAGUCGUUCCUGGGCGAGAACAGGCCGCCCAAGCUGCCGGACAACUUCGCCUUCGACGUGUCGCACGAGUGCGCCUGGGGCUGCCGCGGCAGCUUCAUCCCCGCGCGCUACAACAGCUCCCGCGCCAAGUGCAUCAAAUGCAGCUACUGUAAUAUGUACUUCUCGCCCAACAAGUUCAUCUUCCACUCCCACCGUACGCCUGACGCCAAGUACACACAGCCGGAUGCAGCCAACUUCAACUCGUGGCGCCGUCAUCUGAAGCUCACUGACAAGAGCCCCCAAGACGAGCUCGUCUUCGCUUGGGAGGACGUCAAGGCCAUGUUCAACGGCGGCAGCCGCAAGCGCGCGCUGCCCCAGCCAGGCGCUCACCCCGCCUGCCACCCGCUCAGCUCCGUCAAGGCAGCCGCUGUGGCAGCGGCAGCGGCGGUGGCUGGAGGCGGGGGACUGCUGGGCCCGCACCUGCUGGGGGCGCCCCCGCCGCCCCCGCCACCACCGCCCCUGGCCGAGCUGGCGGGUGCGCCGCACACCCAUCACAAGCGGCCGCGCUUCGACGACGACGACGACUCGCUGCAGGAGGCGGCAGUCGUGGCCGCCGCCAGUCUUUCGGCCGCCGCAGCCGCCAGCCUCUCGGUGGCCGCCGCUUCGGGCGGCGCCGGGGCGGGAGGGGGCGGUGCCGGGGGUGGCUGCGUAACCGGCGUGGGCGCCGGCGCGGGUUCGGGCGCGGCAGCCUGCGCUAAAGGCCCACGCAGCUACCCCGUCAUCCCCGUGCCCAGCAAGGGCUCGUUCGGGGGUGUGCUACAGAAGUUCCCGGGCUGCGGGGGCCUCUUCCCGCACCCUUAUACCUUCCCGGCCGCAGCCGCAGCUUUCGGCUUGUGUCACAAGAAGGAGGACGCGGGGGCCGCAGCCGAGGCCCUGGGGGGCGCAGGGGGCGCGGGCCCGGCGCCCAAGGCCGGCCUGUCGGGUCUCUUCUGGCCAGCGGGCCGCAAGGACGCCUUCUACCCGCCAUUCUGCAUGUUCUGGCCUCCGCGGACCCCAGGCGGGCUUCCCGUGCCCACCUACCUACAGCCCCCGCCGCAGCCGCCCUCUGCGCUCGGCUGCGCGCUUGGAGAAAGCCCGGCCCUGCUGCGCCAGGCGUUCCUGGACUUGGCCGAGCCCGGCAGCACGGGUGGGAGCGGUGAUGCUGCGCCCCCGCCAGGUCAACCCCCUCCCGUCGUGGCCAACGGCCCCGGCUCCGGCCCUCCGCCUGCUACCGGGGCUGCGGGCGCUCGCGAAGCCCUCUUCGAGUCGCCCCCGGGUGGCAGCGGUGGGGACUGCAGUGCGGGCUCCACGCCGCCGGCCGACCCCGGCGGCGUGUCGGGGGCCGGGACCGCGGCUCCCGGAGCGGGCUCUGCGGGCGCCCGAGUGCCCGCGCCCCACCACCCGCACCUCCUGGAGGGGCGCAAGGCAAGCGGAGGCAGCUACCACCAUUCGAGCGCCUUCCGGCCGGUGGGCGGCAAGGACGACGCAGAAAGCCUGGCCAAGCUGCACGGGGCAUCAGCAGGCGCGCCGCAUGCGGCCCAGGCUCAUCACCACCAUCACCAUCACCACCCGCACCACCACCACCACCACCACACCCCGCAGCCGCCUUCACCGCUGCUGCUGCUGCCCCCGCAGCCUGACGAGCCGGGUGCUGAGCGCCACCACCCGACCAGCUGCAGCUACCCCAGCGAGGACAGCUCCGAGGACGAGGACGACGAGGAAGAAGAGCAGGAGGUGGACGUGGAGGGCCACAAACCCCCCGAAGGCGAGGAGGAGGAGGAAGGUCGAGAACCCGACGAUGACGAGGAAGACGAGGAGACGGGGGUCCUGUUAGGGGACCCCUUAGUUGGGGGCGGCCGGUUCCUCCAAGGCCGAGGGCUGUCGGAGAAGGGGAGCAGCCGGGACCGCGCGCCGGCCGCCGCGGGUGCUUUCCCACUCGCCCUGAACUCCUCCAGGCUGCUGCCAGAGGACGGGAAGCUGGGUGACCCCGGAGGCUCGGACCUGCCCCCGCCCCCGCCCCCGUCCCUGGCCUCCCAGAAAGCAAGCGGCGGCGGUAGCAGCAGCCCGGGCAGCCCGGUCCACCAUCCGUCACCGGAGGAGCAGCCCUCCUACAAAGAUAAUCAGAAAACUAAGGAAAAUAACCAAGUCAUUUUAUCUACAAAGAACGACAACAACUUUUCAGAUAAGAACAAGGAGCAUAGCUUUUUCAUCACAGACUCUGAUGCUUCCGGAGGAGAUUUUUGGAGAGAAAGAUCAGGUGAACACACCCAAGAAACAAAUUCACCUCAUUCACUCAAAAAGGAUGUAGAAAAUAUGGGGAAAGAAGAACUUCAGAAGGUUUUAUUUGAACAAAUAGAUUUACGGAGACGACUAGAACAAGAAUUCCAAGUGUUAAAAGGAAAUACAUCUUUCCCAGUAUUCAAUAAUUUUCAGGAUCAGAUGAAAAGGGAACUAGCCUACCGAGAAGAAAUGGUGCAACAAUUACAAAUUAUCCCCUAUGCAGCAAGCUUGAUCAGGAAAGAAAAGCUUGGUGCCCAUCUCAGCAAAAGCUAAAAGGUGCACAGAACGCUUACUCUUGUUCUCUUGUAAGAUACAGCCUGCCACUGAGCACUUCUGACCCACAUA